AGUUAAAGUAGAAGUUAAAUUAAGAAGUAUAUUAAAAAGUAAAUUAAAAUCGGUGUUGCUUAGUGUUUAUAGACGGAAGAAGGGAAUAUGGAAGGUGAUGCCAGGUUCAAUAAUGUGUCGAUGGAUGAGGACAUAAUAAACAAUAAUGUGGUUCAGUCGCUGUUUUUCAUGCUGUACACGAAUAUCUUCGUGCUCGGGAUAUUCGGUAAUGUUUUAGUGUGCUACGUGGUUGCAAGGAAUAAGGCCAUGCAGACGGUGACGAACCUGUUCAUCACUAAUCUGGCCCUAUCCGACAUACUGCUGUGCGUCCUGGCCGUGCCCUUCACGCCUCUAUACUCAUUCUUAGGUAAAUGGGUUUUUGGAAGUGUGAUCUGUCAUAUGGUGUCGUAUGCACAGGGUAUCAGCGUGUACAUCUCUACCCUCACGCUCACGUCUAUCGCCAUCGACAGAUACUUCGUCAUCAUUUAUCCUUUCCACCCGAGGAUGAAGCUCUCCACCUGCGUUUUCAUCAUCAUCACUAUAUGGCUUUUCUCCGUACUGGUCACCUUGCCCUACGGCAUUUACAUGAAGCAUUACGAGGCCAAUCUGACAAAUCUGAAUGUAACCAAUCUCGAAGGAUACGACUACAUCUACUUGUGCGAGGAGAAGUGGCCGAGCGAUUACAUCCGUCAGAUAUUCGGAGGUGUCACCUCCCUAAUGCAGUUUGUAAUACCAUUUUUCCUGAUCGCAUUCUGCUACGUCCGAGUAUCCAUUAAACUCAACGACAGGGCUAAAAGCAAACCUGGCUCCAAAAGCUCGAAGAAGGAGGAAGCGGAUAGGGAGAGGAAACGCCGCACCAAUCGCAUGUUGAUUGCAAUGGUCGUGAUCUUCUUGGUGUCUUGGCUACCGUUGAACCUCUUCAACGUGGUCUACGACUUUUACGGCCACCUCAACGAUUGGUCUUACUACUUCCUCUGCUUCUUCAUGGUGCAUUCCGUCGCCAUGUCGUCUACUUGCUACAACCCGUUCCUCUACGCUUGGUUAAACGAGAACUUUCGCAAGGAGUUCAAACAGGUCUUACCGUGCUUCGAUUCGAACCGAUCCGCCCCAAACACCGCAAAGCCCGGUGGUAAUUACCGGUCCGAAAGGACGUGCAAUGGAAACGAAACGCAACAGGAGUCCCUUCUGCCGACAAGCGGCAUCCAUCGUGCCGCCUCCCUGAAGAAGCCAUCUCCUCCGCCGAAACUGGACAGCGUCGAAGUGGAGAACAUCAUAGUGCCAAACCUUACAGCCGUCUACGAUACAGCCGCCGACACCGUCAAGUUGAAGCUCAUCAUGGAGGAGGAUCCGCCACCGUACGACACCGUCAAAGAAUAAAUCUGAAGGCUUCCCGGGACACGGAGAUGUUAAACCCCUCAAAGAAUUAUUAGUAAAUUAUUCAUUCCCCCAACUGUACAAGCCAAGGACUACCCAAUUCUUCAGCUUCAAGGACAUCUCCAUUCGCAAAACCUAUCAGGAUUUAAGUUAAUCCCCCAAAUAAAAGUAUUCACGUACUUCUAAUUACCUUUUAAUCUCUGUGUCACGAUUAGUAUUAUUAUUAUUGUUUUAUUCACAUGGAAGAACAAAUAUUUUUAUAUGUGUGCUAAUUUCAUGUCAACGGCUUUCUCUGUAUAUAAAUGUAACGGAUAGAAGAAUUUCAAAUAAACACAUUUUAUGUAUAUAAGGGAUUUUAUCUGUGUAGACAAUAUAUCUUAUGCUGCUUAAACGAUGAUCGAUGUAUAAAAUAUGUAAACCUAAAUGAAAUGUAUUGAUGUAACCUAAGUGUAAAUAGCGUCAAAAUAUUUGUGAUAGUAUUUAAAUGUGCUUCUAGCGUUGAGAGAUUACAUAAUUACGGGACGGACAGUGUUCGACGGGCCCCUAAAAUAAAGUCGUAUAUCUGCUCGUUCCGUUUUUAUAUGCAAGAAAAUGUACCACCUACGAAAAUAACUACAUAGUCUUUAGGAUACGAAAACAACAAACAAAUGUAUGCUUCCUGUUUAUAAUUGUAAUUUACGUUAUAUAAUAAAGAUUA
Molecule: messenger RNA, 2050 nt
Organism: Nicrophorus vespilloides
Lineage: Eukaryota; Metazoa; Arthropoda; Insecta; Coleoptera; Silphidae
Product: prolactin-releasing peptide receptor-like
Exons: 3
Coding region: 88-1356 (422 amino acids)
Biological process (GO): G protein-coupled receptor signaling pathway
Cellular component (GO): neuron projection; plasma membrane
Molecular function (GO): neuropeptide binding; neuropeptide Y receptor activity
Source: RefSeq, a predicted model, not a curated record